AUGGAGUUGCGACUAGGUGACUAUAAGUGGAAGAAGAAUGAUUUGACGUAUGUAAUCGAAUCUUAUCCAAGUCAACUUUUGCCACAUGAAGUUAGACAAGUAAUUCGAAAAGCAUUUGACGUGUGGUCAGACGUGACAGCAUUAAAAUUGACAGAAGUUUCACGUAGUAGUGACAUCACUAUUUCGUUUCUACGAGGAAGACACAAUGACCCUUGGCCUUUUGAUGGGGCAGGUGGUGUUUUGGCUCACGCGACAUUGCCACCUUCAGGGUUGAUUCACUUUGAUUUUGAUGAAAAUUGGUUUUAUAAAAGACCUCAUGAAUUUUCCAGGUAAAC
Messenger RNA from Thelazia callipaeda (thelaziosis nematode), 335 nucleotides. Lineage: Eukaryota; Metazoa; Nematoda; Chromadorea; Rhabditida; Thelaziidae. The record is from the annotation of a GenBank genome assembly.